Molecule: messenger RNA, 968 nt
Organism: Pan troglodytes (chimpanzee)
Lineage: Eukaryota; Metazoa; Chordata; Mammalia; Primates; Hominidae
Gene: C21H20orf204
Product: chromosome 21 C20orf204 homolog
Exons: 4
Coding region: 143-712 (189 amino acids)
Source: RefSeq, a predicted model, not a curated record
GCAGUCCUCCAGGCAGCCUGUCCAGGGAAGCGGUUGGCUGGUGUUGGACCUGGUGCGGCAGUGCACACCCUGCCCAAGGACCCCAGGAUCAUGUGCGUGGCCUGCUGGCGGGAGUGAGGGAGGGCAAGACCCUGAAAGGCCCAUGGUACCCCCUAAGCCUGCACUCUGGGCGCUCCUGCUGGCGCUGCUGGGGACCGCGCCAAGCCGCGCCUAUUCCCCGGCCUGCAGCGUCCCCGACGUGCUCCGCCACUAUCGCGCCAUCAUCUUCGAGGAUCUGCAGGCCGCCGUGAAGUGGGGCGGGGCGGGGGCCGAAAAGACCAGGCCAGGCUCCAGACACUUUCAUUUCAUUCAGAAAAACCUGACUAGACCCGGGAGCUCGGGACGGCGGGGACGGCCUCGGGCCUCCUGUGGCGCCCAGAAGGAGCACAGUAUCCUCCUGUCCAUCUCGUCCCUGGGUCGGACCCUGCGCGGGGCGGUGGCCGGGGGCCGCCGCGGGGCCCUGGAGAGAGCUGCUUGGACCGUGGCUGUGCGCACCGAGGCGGUGAUGCGGCGCCACUGCAGGACGCUGCGCCAGCGGAGCCGGCGGCCCAAGAUGCGCCCUGCCCGGCGUCGCGGCGGCCGAAGGCAGCUCCUGCUGCGCGCCCUGGACGCCGUCGCCACCUGCUGGGAGAAGCUCUUCGCGCUGCGCGCCCCGGCCUCCAGGGACUCCUAGCGCGGCCCGUCCCGGCCCUGCCUCCGGCGCCCUGCGCGGGGAGGAGAACCAGCGGGGCCGCGGCAGAGCCUGGAGACGCGCCUCGUUUUGUAGACUUGUUGGUGACCUCGGCCCCUCGCUCGACGCAGCCCGCGCUCCCCGGAGGGCCCAGGACUUGGAGAAGGGAGCGCGCCUGGCCGCCGCUGGGUCACGGAGGAGGCCCGCCCUCCACGCGCCGAAGGCCUCAAUAAACGGAGCUGGCGCUGCGGGUCCGGCA